AUGCCGCGUAGUGUUCGAUGGGACGGUGUGUGCAAGUACCUCGCAGAUUUUGCACCGGGAAUUCCCAAGUGGACGCUUGAAGAUAUGCCAGACCUUACAGGCAAAAUUUCCAUCGUCACGGGCGGAAAUGCUGGGAUUGGAUACGAGAUUGUCAAGGCUCUGUUGCGCGAUGAAGUGAAGGACGCAGACGUCCACGUGCUUGAGAUUAACCUCGCUGACAUGUCAAGCGUGCAAAGGGCGGCAUCAGCUUUCCAAAGCAACGAGGGCCAGCUGCAUAUCCUCAUCAACAACGCUGGAGUAAUGUCUCCACCAGUCGACCAGGUAACCGCGCAAGGCUACGACCUUCAAUUCGGAACCAACGUCUUGGGUCACUACUAUUUCACGCAUCUUCUCCUCCCAACCCUCAAAUCCACCUCCUCUUCUCUUUCUGCCGCUGACCCCAUCGGCGUGCGGGUCGUUGAAUUGGCUUCGGACGCUCAUUUCCUCAGUGCGUUCACCGGUGGAGAGGUAAUAAAGCUUGAGACUCUCAAAGACGGGGACGCCAGGAGAGCCGUCGGAACCACGCAAUUGUAUAUGCAGAGCAAGUCUGGAAAUAUCCUAGUCGCAGCUGCACGUGCUAGGAGGAUGACGGAGUUAGGUAUCAACAUCUUUACAGCAAGCGUCAAUCCAGGACGCAUCGAGUCAAAUCUUCAACGCCAUGCACCUGCCAUUGCCCAAAUGCUAACCAAGCCAAUGCUCCACCCCACAAAGAUGGGCGCUUUGACUCCUUUAUACGCAGCCACGUCCACCGAGGCGCUCGAGUACAAUGGAAAGUACUUUGGCAUUAUACGCAGCUCUAACCCGUCCUCGCAAACGAUGAACGAGGAAGCGCGUAUUACCCCUUCGAAUCUGAACAAACCAACGACAUCCAAGUUCAAAUACAAGGCGGAUGAUCUUGGUUUCCUCGAACUCGCGUCAGGAACUAAUCCUAUCGUCGACAUUAUCGCCAUCCAUGGCUUGGAUGGCCAUAGAGAGAGGACAUGGACGGCGGGAAAUGGCGUCUUAUGGCUUCGAGAUCUCCUCAGCAUCGACAUACCCAACGCACGAAUACUCGUGUAUGGCUACGACGCCGACACUCGAAGCCGAGAGUGUGUCUCGACGCAGACAAUAUACCAACACGCCGACAAGUUUCUCAAAUCCCUCUCGAGACAACGCAUUGAUCAUCCACGAAGACCAAUCAUUUUCAUUGCGCAUAGCUUGGGAGGCAUUGUGCUCAAACAGGCACUCGGCCUUUGUCAUAGCGAGAGUGUGGGCUCAAAAAAUGACUUUCGGGACAUCCUGGUGUCAACUCACGCUGUUCUCUUCUUCGGAACACCACACUACGGCGUCAACGGCGUUGAGCUUUUGCACACCAUGAACAGGCUACUGUCGGUGUACUUGAAGACGACAAAGGUUAUCGUCCAGAAUCUCAAGAAGAACUCGCCAGCAUUAGAAAACAUCCAGAGGUCGUACACGUCGGCUAGCAAAGAGAUUGAAAACGUUCUAUUUUACGAAGUGUAUCCAACCCCGAUCAUUGGUGGUAAAAGAAAAAUGAUUGUGCCGUAUAACUCUGCCACCGUCGCUGGGGAUUGUCAGGCAACUGAAGAAGGACUGGACGCUGACCAUUGUGAAAUGGUCAAGUUUCGCGACUCAGGCCACGUGAAUUAUGCAACUGUUCUUUCCUACCUCAAGCAGCACGUUGAAGGAGCCACCGCUGGGGUGACAAAGAAGUGGUGUACCGAGGACGCAUAUCGAGAUCUGGCGAAUAGAGAAGAUCUAUCGCCGAAUGAGGUUGUCCUACCAAAGCCUCGUUUGACUGUGUCAAGACACUACAUCGAUAGGCCACGGAUUCAUUUCCUUAUCACACGACAUCUCCUCCCAAGUAGUCCUGUGCGACGACAACCCCGGUGUAUCUUACACGGGAUUGGAGGUGCCGGUAAAACUCAGCUCGCUACAAAGUGGAUUCGUGACAACGAAAACAGAUUCACUCGUGUGAUUUUCGUCGACGCAUCCAACCAGACUCGAUUGGAGAAAGAUUUGGAACUUUCGGUUCGAGUUUUAGGCCCAGAAUACAGCGAGAUGACCUGGAAUGAUGCGGUUGCAUACCUGGAUAAGACGGCAAAAGGCUGGUUGCUGUUCUUCGACAAUGCCGAUUCUCCAGAUCUCGACCUUCGCCCAUACCUCCCUGUUUCCACUCAUGGAGCAGUUUUGAUCACCACUCGAAAUGGUGAAUGCGUUGACUACGCUCCAGAUGGCGCAGUUCUUGUCGGUGAUCUGGAGGAGAACGAGGCGAUCGAGCUCCUUCAUAGAGUGGCUAACGUCACACCUCAAAAUGACGCCGAGUCCGUCAAGAUUGUCAGAGAGUUGGGGAUGCUAGCGCUCGCCAUCACUCAGGCAGGGGCAUAUAUUCGCAAGACACGGCGCCUCGAUACGUACCUCGACACGUUUCGUAAACAUCGAGAUCGCCUUAUGCGCAAGAAGCCGGGUCUCGGCAGCGAAUAUACCUCGUCGACAUACACUGCAUUCGACCUGUCCUUCGACUGCCUUCCCACACAGGCACAAGAGCUCCUAAAACUCUGCGCGUUUCUUCAUCACUCUGCCAUUCCAAUCUUUCUAUUUGAAGAAUCAACAAAGAAUGGUUUCACUACAUACCCCGUUCUGAAUGGCUGCCCCCCUCCGGAGAGUGACAAGGCCUUGAUGUCAAACCUUGAAGAAAUCCUGGGCUCUGCGUGGGACGCGCUUGAAUUCCAGGAGAUCGUUGAAUCGGCGUAUCGUGCGUCGUUCAUCGACGUUUCGAAUGACGGUUUAGUCUACGGCGUACACCCCCUCCUUCAGGUGUAUAUCAAGGACCGUCUCAACGCAGAUGAGAACCGGUUCUACUCACAAAUGACAGCAAAACUGCUCCUUGGAGCCAUUCGGCCAGCCAAAGGUAGCAAUGCGCAUCUUUGGCCGUUGCUUCCCCAUGCUGCCAUUAUACAUUUGUCCAUGAAAUUGGAGCAUGUGGCUUACGCGUUGGCAUUUUACACACUUUACGAGUCCUUAGGUGAUUGGAACGCGUGUCGAGAACUGCUGGCGGCUAUUCUUUCCCAGCUUCGGCAGGACAAUGGAGAAAGACAUGGAAAUUCCCUCUGGGUUAUGUCCGCGCUUGCCAUUGCAUUAAACAGGUGCGGUCGGUUGGACGAGGCGGAGAAGAUUAAACGAGAGGUGCUCGCCCUGGAGUUGGAGAUCCUUGGCAGGCGCCAUCCAGACACAAUUUCGGCAAUGGGUAACCUUGCGAGUACACUGUCUGACCGUGGUCAGUGGGUCGAGGCGGAAAGGAUUCAACGAGAGGUGCUCGCCCUACGGUUGGAGAUCCUUGGAGGACGCCAUCCACACACAAUUUGGGCAAUGGGUAACCUUGCAAGCACACUGUCCGACCGCGGUCAGUACGUCGAGGCGGAAAAGAUUAAGCGAGAGGUGCUCGCCCUACGGUUGGAGAUCCUUGGGGGACGCCAUCCACACACAAUUUCCGCAAUGAAUAACCUUGCGAGUACACUGUCUGGCCGUGGUCAGUGGGUCGAGGCGGAAAGGAUUCAACGAGAGGUGCUCGCCCUACGGUUGGAGAUCCUUGGAGGACGCCAUCCACACACAAUUUCGGCAAUGAAUAACCUUGCGAGUACACUGUCUGACCGUGGUCAGUGGGUCGAGGCGGAAAGGAUUCAACGAGAGGUGCUCGCCCUACGGUUGGAGAUCCUUGGAGGACGCCAUCCACACACAAUUUGGGCAAUGGGUAACCUUGCACACACGCUGGCUGACCGCGGUCAGUGGGUCGAGGCGGAAAAGAUUAAGCGAGAGGUGCUCGCCCUACGGUUGGAGAUCCUUGGGGGACGCCAUCCACACACAAUUUCCGCAAUGAAUAACCUUGCGAGUACACUGUAUGACCGUGAGGUGCUCGCCCUACGGUUGGAGAUCCUUGGAGGACGCCAUCCACACACAAUUUCCGCAAUGAAUAACCUUGCGAGUACACUGUCUGACCGUGGUCAGUGGGUCGAGGCGGAAAGGAUUCAACGAGAGGUGCUCGCCUUAUGGUUGGAGAUCCUUGGAGGACGCCAUCCACACACAAUUUGGGCAAUGGGUAACCUUGCAAGCACACUGUCCGACCGCGGUCAGUACGUCGAGGCGGAAAAGAUGGGACGAGAGGUGCUCGCCCUACGGUUGGAGAUCCUUGGACAACGCCAUCCACAUACCAUCCGGGCAAUGAAGGACGUCGCAAAUAUCUUACAUGAUUGUUGUCAAUUUGAAGCAGCGGAAAAUCUCCAACGUGAGGCGCUCAAUCUGCGGCUUGAGAUCCUUGGAGGGCGGCAUCCUGACACUAUAUCAGCUAUGAGCAACCUCGCCGCUACUUCAUACCGUCGUGGUCUACUGGAGGAUGCCGAGAAACUGCAACGAAAGGCAGUUGCCCUCCGGCUCGAGAUAUUGGGCCGAGAGCAUCCUCGCUCCCUUGAUGCCUGCUAUAACCUAGCUCUCAUGUUAUACGAGGGCAAUCAGCUCGACGAGGCGACCAAGCUUCUACAGGAGACCAUGGCACUACGCGUCGUGAUGUUUGGUGCUGACCACACUCACACUCGCCGUCCACAACAACUUCUCAAUGACCUCGUGUCUGGACAGCCUCCUGGUCUUCAAACUCAUACAUUUUUGCUUUCGUAA
Serendipita indica DSM 11827 is the source of this 4704-nucleotide messenger RNA. Lineage: Eukaryota; Fungi; Basidiomycota; Agaricomycetes; Sebacinales; Serendipitaceae. The record is from the annotation of a GenBank genome assembly.